AUGCGGUCCAUCAAGCCCAGACACCUCCGCCGGCACCCCAUCCCGCGCCACCUCUCCUCCAGCCCUUCCGCAGCCCCUCAGAUCACGCCCAUCACCUCGCUCCUCAUAGCCAACCGGGGCGAGAUCGCGCUCCGGAUCAACAAGACCGCCGCCCGUCUCGGCAUCCAGACCACAACCCUCUACACGGACCCGGACGCCAGCUCGCAGCAUGCGGCCUGCUCGCCCCACGCCAUCGGCCUGGGCGCCGCGAGCGGCUACCUGGACGGCGAGCGCAUCGUGCAGCUGGCCAAGGCGCACGGCAUCCAGGCGCUGCACCCGGGGUACGGGUUCCUGUCCGAGAACGCGGCGUUCGCGCGCCGCUGCGAGGACGAGGGCAUCGUGUUCGUGGGGCCGCCCGCGCGCGCCAUGGCCGACAUGGGCGACAAGGCGCGCAGCAAGGAGAUCAUGACCCGUGCGGGGGUCCCGUGCGUGCCCGGGUACCAUGGGAGUGAUCAGGGCGAGGCCGAGCUGCUGGCGCAUGCGCGCGAGAUCGCGUUUCCGGUGCUGCUGAAGAGCGUCAAGGGGGGCGGGGGCAAGGGCAUGCGCAUCGUGCUGGAGGAGGGCGAGUUCGUGCAGCAGCUCAAGAGCGCGCGGGCUGAGGCGAGGGCGUCGUUUGGGGAGGGCGGCGAGGUCAUGCUUGUCGAGAGGUAUGUGGUGCGGCCGCGGCAUGUCGAGGUGCAGGUUUUCGCCGAUGAGCUGGGGAACUGCGUUGCGUUGGGCGAGCGGGACUGUAGUGUGCAGAGGCGGCAUCAGAAGAUUCUCGAGGAGUCGCCGGCGCCGGACUUGGAUGAGGCGACGAGGCUUGAUUUGUGGGAGAAGGCUCGGACGGCGACUUUGGCGGUGGGUUAUGUUGGCGCGGGCACGGUUGAGUUUAUCCUUGACAAGGACACGGGCGAGUUCUUCUUCAUGGAGAUGAACACCAGACUGCAGGUUGAGCACCCUGUGAGUGAGAUGGUCACCGGUACGGAUCUGGUGGAAUGGCAGUUCCGAGUUGCCGCUGGGGAGAAGUUGCCCCUGACCCAGGAGGAAAUCAUGGAGAGGAUAAAAGAGAGGGGGGCGGCGAUUGAAGCGAGGAUAUACGCCGAAAGCCCUGAGCGAGGCUUCAUGCCCGAUUCCGGGAAGCUCGUACACCUGACCACGCCCAAGACCGACGAUGAUAUCCGGAUAGAUGCUGGUUUUGUGGAAGGCGAUACGGUCACGGAAGCAUACGAUGGCAUGAUUGCGAAGCUGAUCGUCAGAGGUAAGGAUCGCGAAACCGCAAUCCGCAAGAUGGAGCUCGCUCUACGUGACUAUGAAGUGGUCGGUUUGAGCACCAAUAUCGAAUUCCUGAAACGUCUAUGCAGGUCACCGGCAUUCAUUGAAGGCGAUGUGGAGACAGGGUUCAUUGACAAAUGGAAGCAUGAGCUUUUCGACCCCGUGGUAGUAAAGCCCGAAGUGUACGUACAAGCGGCGCUCGGCGUAUCGGCCUCACAACCGGCCACUUUCGACGGUCCGCACGGGGGAUCUCUUGGGUUUGGUCAGAACGGGAGCGAGAGGAAAUUCUUCUUCAAAUCCUUGGACGUCCUGGAUGAGAAGGAGGGUGAAGUGGUAGAAGUCACCAUCGCCCAGAAGGGCAAUCAGCUCUUUGACGCCUCGGUCAGCCGCAAAGGCGAAGAGGCUCAGACGUUCGAAGACCUCGUCUCCUCACCCAUAUCUAUAUCGGAGAAGACCAGCCUCACCACCUUUUUCGCGGAAGCGAGGGUCGAAACGACUGUGGUGCAGGAUCCCAACAGCGACAACAAGAUCACCGUGUUCCAGCACGGCGCCAAGACGGAACUGUCCCUGGUGUCUCCGACGUGGUACGAGAAAGCGCUGGGCUUGAAGGAGGUGACGGCGUCGGUGGCGGCUCCUAUGCCGUGCAAGAUCCUGAAGAACGAAGUCAAGGAGGGCGACAAGGUUGCCAAGGGCGCGCCGUUAGUAGUGAUUGAGUCCAUGAAGAUGGAGACAGUCAUCCGCUCACCGCAGGACGGUGUUAUUAAGCGGCUGGCGCAUAAGGAGGGCGACAAAUGCAAAGCGGGCACGGUUUUGGUUGUGUUUGAAGAGGAUGGCGUUACUGAGUAG
This is a messenger RNA of Anthostomella pinea, 2139 nucleotides long. NCBI's taxonomy places the organism in Eukaryota, Fungi, Ascomycota, Sordariomycetes, Xylariales, Xylariaceae. The record is from the annotation of a GenBank genome assembly.